Molecule: messenger RNA, 1743 nt
Organism: Anopheles marshallii
Lineage: Eukaryota; Metazoa; Arthropoda; Insecta; Diptera; Culicidae
Product: alkaline phosphatase-like
Exons: 2
Coding region: 1-1743 (580 amino acids)
Biological process (GO): dephosphorylation
Molecular function (GO): alkaline phosphatase activity
Source: RefSeq, a predicted model, not a curated record
AUGUCCAGUUGGGUGAGUUGCGUGGUGCUUGUUUUGCUAGCGGUGGCAUCCAUCCGUGCCUCUACCAUUCCGGAGGCGAGGCACCCUGUCGAUCCGCACGACCGACAGAAUCCCCGGCCGGACCGCAAAGCGGCAGUAGCCGCCGUGCCCGUGUACGAUGUGGCCGAAGAAGAAUCAGAGUAUUGGCACACAACGGCCCAGAAAUCGUUGCAAGAUCAUACCGCGCUGCCAAAAACUGAUCGCCGAGCCAAGAAUGUGAUAUUUUUCAUCGGUGACGGUAUGUCCCUAACGACGGUGGCUGCUACCCGGAUGUAUCUGGGCAACGAGAACGUUUCCCUGUCCUUCGAGCAGUUCCCGUACUUCGGUCUGACGAAAACCUACUGCGUCAAUCGGCAGGUGGCUGAUUCGGCGUGUACGGCCACCGCUUACCUGUCCGGGGUGAAGAUCAAUUAUGCGAUGCUGAAUGUGGCGGCCAGUGUGAGACGCACCACCUGCGAGUACGAUCACGAAGCAACGGAGUUUACGGGUUUGCUCCAUUGGGCGCAGCAGGCUGGAAAGAAGACGGGAGUCGUCACGACUACGCGCAUCACGCAUGCCAGCCCGGCCGGUGCUUACGCCAGCAGUGCCGAUCGCGACUGGGAAGAUGACAGUGAGAUAAAUGCCGAUUGUCCCACGACGCCGAAUGAAAACAAACCGAAGGACAUUGCGAGCCAGCUCGUGCACGGUACUGUCGGUAAGCAUCUGAACGUGGUGCUAGGUUGUGGUCGUCGCCAUUUCCUACCCAAGGCAACAGUAGACGAGGAUAACAAAAGUGGAACCCGUUCGGAUGGCGUUAACCUGAUCGAUGAAUGGAAAGCGGUACAUAGUGGCAUGGGUGAGGCACAGUACGUGUCCAACAAGCCGAGCCUAAUGGAAGCCGCAAAGUCGAAGAAGCUGAACUAUCUGCUGGGUUUGUUCGAGAGCAGUCACUGUCUUUACAACUUGGAAAUCGACGAUAUGAAGGUCGGCGAUCAGAAACCGAAGCUGACGGAAAUGGUGGACGCCGCGUUAAGCAUGCUGGAAGACAGCGAGAAGGGCUACGUGCUGUUUGUGGAAGGUGGUUUAAUCGACACAGCUCAUCAUUCGAACCGGCCGCGCCUUUCGCUGGAGGAAACGAACGAAUUCCACAAAGCGAUCGAUCUGGCCCGCAAGCGCACGAGCGAGGAAGAUACGCUUAUUGUGGUUUCGUCGGACCAUAGCCAUACACUGAUGUUCAACGGAUAUCCGACUCGUGGAAGUGACAUUUUGGGCAUUGGUGACGUCAGUGAUGUUGACCGACUACCCUACACAACGCUCAGCUAUGCAAAUGGUGAAGGGUUCUACCAAACCUACGUCGAUGGCAACCCAGCCCAGCGCAUCGACAUUAGCAGCUAUGACUUCAGCAGCUAUCGGCAGCGUUAUCUGGCCACCGUACCACUGUCGUCGGAAACGCACGGUGGCGAAGAUGUCGGUGUGUACGCCAGCGGUCCGGGUGCCCAUCUGUUCAGCGGCAACACGGAACAGAACGUGUUACCGAUGCUGAUGGCAUACGUCGCCAACAUCGGUGAAGAGUUUGGUUGGGUGACGAACGACGAUCAGCAAACUGGUGAUGAGGAUGAUGAUGAUGAUGAUGGUGCUGCCAGCAUGGUGUCUAUUUCGCACCUGCUGCUCAUGUGUCUAGCACUGGUUGGAACAUUCGCUCGGCAGCUGUACCGGGUAGCGUAG